GUGUUUUCUUUUUGUUGUUCUGGUGGAUGUCCUACGGCCCGUGAACGCAGCAGCAGGGACUGACCCUGUGAAUUCUUACGCCACCUGAACGCAGCAGAAGCGGGGAUACAUGGUGUUGUCCUACGCCGCCUGAACGCAGCAGAGCGGGUACGCUGUGAUUCCCCACGGCCCCUGAACGCACCGCGCUGAGCUCAGCUCCUCGCUGUCUGUCUGAACCGAUGAAGUUGUUUCGAAGAUGGCGGAUUUCCUGCCGUCCCGCUCCGUGUUAUCUGUGUGUUUCCCGACCUGUCUGCUGACCAGCAGCGAGGCCGAGCAGCUGAGGAAGUCCAAGGAGAUAGACAAGUCCAUCAACAGGGACAAAACAUACGUCAAGCGGCUGGUGAAGAUCCUGCUACUGGGCGCGGGGGAGAGCGGAAAGUCCACUUUCCUCAAGCAGAUGCGCAUUAUCCACGGACAGGACUUCGAUCAGAAGGCCAAAGAAGAGUUCAGAGCGACCAUUUUUAGUAAUGUUAUAAAAGGUAUUCGAGUGUUGGUGGACGCUCGAGAGAAGCUACACAUUCCUUGGGGCAACCUGUCCAACCAGCGGCAUGGAGACACCAUGAUGGCCUUUGACACCCGGACCAUGAUGGCCCAUGGUCACGGCAUGGUGGAGACUAAAGUAUUUCAGCACUAUCUGCCGUCCAUCCGGGCCCUGUGGGCCGACCAGGGCAUCCAGAACGCCUACGACCGCCGCCGCGAGUUCCAGCUGGGCGAGUCAGUCAAGUAUUUCCUGGACCAUUUGGAGAAGCUUGGCCAGUCGGACUACCUCCCCAGCCAACAGGACAUCCUCCUGGCCAGAAAGCCCACUAAGGGCAUCCACGAGUACAACUUUGAGAUCAAGAACGUUCCCUUCAAGAUGGUGGACGUUGGCGGUCAGCGGUCUGAACGGCGGCGCUGGUUCGAAUGCUUUGACUCGGUCACGUCCAUCCUCUUCCUAGUCUCCUCCUCCGAAUACGACCAGGUGCUGAUGGAGGACCGGCAGACCAACCGGCUCAGCGAGUCCCUCAACAUCUUCGAGACCAUCGUCAACAACCGGGUCUUCAGCAACGUGUCCAUCAUCCUGUUCCUGAACAAGACGGACCUGCUGGAGGAGAAGGUGAAGCAGGUCUUCAUCAAAGACUACUUCCCCGAGUUCUCCGGCGAGCCGUCGAGCCUGGCCGACGUCCAGCGCUUCCUGGUCGAAUGUUUCCGCAAGAAGCGCCGCGAGCAGCAGCAGAAGCCCCUCUACCACCACUUCACCACCGCCAUCAACACCGAGAACAUCCGGCUCGUGUUCCGCGACGUCAAGGACACCAUCCUGCACGACAACCUCAAGCAGCUGAUGCUGCAGUGAGGAGACUGAGGAGGAGGAGGAGGAGCAGCAGGAGGAGCAGGGAUGGGUGGAGGUGAAGAGAGAGAGGGUUAGGUUAACCCCAACCCUCUCUCUGACCCUAACCCUGUCAAGGUGCCUUUUUAUACCCGUACGGGGAGCGCCCCUCCACCCGUUAACCUCCUGGACUCUGAUAAGCUCCUCCCCCUUUUGAACUCUGACUGUAUUAAAGCCACCACUACUCUGCCCCCCCCCCCCCCCCCCCCCCCCAUUGCUUUCUACGCUCUCCGUCUUACUGAGCUUUGACUCCUAACAGCCAUCAGACCACUGUAGAUGACCUUUGACCCCCACACACCAGUCCACACGUUUCAGCCCCUGACGUCUCUUAUUGUUCUUCCUCACUAUGUGUUGCUGUAGUUCACAUCCACACACUUGUUGCUAUGCUGCUCUGACCACUGUUGCUAUGGGAGGUGAAGAAGAGGAGGAGGAGGAGGAGGAGGAGGAGGAGGAGGAGGAGGAGGAGGAGGAGGGGCUUGUUUGUUUUUAACUGUUGCCAUCAGGUGUUUCACAACUUCUUUUGUUUUGUUUCUGGUUUUACAUCUGCUCUCCACUGGAGCUUACACUGUAAAAAAAAGAAGGUGUUUUUAGUCUAAAAACCAGAUCAAACAGUAAAUCUAAAGGUCUAAAACCAGAUCAAACAGUAAAUCUAAAGGUCUAAAACCAGAUCAAACAGUAAAUCUAAAGGUCUAAAACCAGAUCAAACAGUAAAUCUAAAGGUCUAAAACCAGAUCAAACAGUAAAUCUAAAGGUCUAA
This is a messenger RNA of Centropristis striata (black sea bass), 2162 nucleotides long. It is a transcript of the gene gna13b, whose product is annotated as guanine nucleotide binding protein (G protein), alpha 13b. NCBI's taxonomy places the organism in Eukaryota, Metazoa, Chordata, Actinopteri, Perciformes, Serranidae. The record is from RefSeq and is a predicted model, not a curated record. Bases 236 to 1372 code for a protein of 378 amino acids. Gene Ontology annotation, cellular component: brush border membrane; heterotrimeric G-protein complex. Gene Ontology annotation, biological process: adenylate cyclase-activating G protein-coupled receptor signaling pathway; Rho protein signal transduction. The transcript is spliced from 5 exons. Gene Ontology annotation, molecular function: GTPase activity; D5 dopamine receptor binding; guanyl nucleotide binding.